UCGGUCGGUACUUCUCUCCACUCUUUUAACCUCAUCACUCCCCAUAUACAGACUCUCUUCCGCAGUUAUUGUCACAACUCCUCAAAUGGAUCUGUUAAUAUCUAGUGUUUUAUUUUGCAUUCAUGUACUAACUAUUUAUUGUAACACGGGUACGUUUGGCGACGUUGUUGUGGAUCGGUACGACAUACCAAGAGUUUGUCCUCGAGAAGUGCAGACUGAAGAUUUUAUCCGUUAUCACUUUAACGGAACCUUCUUUGCAGACGGGAAAAAAUUUGACUCCAGCCAUGACCGAGGCAAUCCCUUCAUCAGCCAGGUGGGACUGGGCAGACUAAUCGCAGGGAUGGACCGCGGCCUUCAGGGCAUGUGUGUCAAUGAACAAAGGAGGAUCACAAUCCCCCCACACCUGGCCUAUGGAAGCAUCGGGACAGGUGGUGUAAUUCCCCCUGACGCUGUGUUGGUGUAUGAUAUUCUCCUGUUGGACAUCUGGAACACUGAGGACAAGGUGGAGAUCCGCUCCUUCGGCAUACCUGCAGGCUGCAACCGCACCACAGUGAAAUCAGAUUUUGUCCGUUUCCACUAUAACGGCACCCUGCUGUCGGGCGCAGCCUUUGACUCCAGUUACACAAGGAAUUCAACCUAUGACGCGUACUUGGGACAGGGCGACCUCCUCAUCAAAGGCAUGGAAGAGGGGCUUUUGGGCAUGUGUGUUGGGGAGAGAAGGAUCAUCAUAAUCCCACCUUUCCUGGCGUAUGGAGAGACUGGCCACGGAACCUUGGUCCCUUCUCAGGCUACGCUGGUGUUUGAGGUGCUGCUGGUGGAUGUGUUCAACCCUAAAGAUGAUCUAAUUUUUGUGGUGAAGGAGGUGCCUGAAGGCUGCACCCGCAGGACGGUGACUGGAGAUUACGUCCGCUACCACUACAACGGCACCUUCCAGGAUGGCUCAGCCUUUGAUUCCAGCUACAAGAGGAACAGCACCUACAACACUUACAUCGGCAUGAGAUACGUGAUCCAAGGAAUGGACAAAGCCCUGCAUGGGCUGUGCAUAGGAGAGAAGAGGAGGAUUACCAUCCCUCCUCACAUGGCGUAUGGCGAAGAAGGAGUUGCUGAUCUCAUUCCUGGCUCUGCUGUGCUGGUCUUCGACAUUCACGUCAUAGAUUUCCACAACCCCAAAGAUCCAGUUGACAUUAAAGUUACCCACAAGCCCAAGGAAUGCACAGUGACCACUGAAGCUGAUGAUCUGAUUCAGUAUCGUUAUAACUGCUCCUUGAUGGACGGCACCUUGCUAUACUCCUCGGAAGAGUUUGACUCCCCUUCCAUCACGACUCUCGGAGCGGAUAAGGUGAUUCCGGGUCUGGAGGAAGGAUUGAGAGGCAUGUGUGUGGGCGAGAAGAGGGAGGUGGUCGUUCCGCCACACUGGGGACAUGGUGAAAAUGGAGCUGGGGAUGUUCCCAGGAGCGCAGUGCUGUUCUUUGAGCUGGAGUUGGUCAAUCUGCAGAAGGGUGUUCCUGAAGGCUUCAUGUUUGUGUGGCUGGGAGACAGCCCGGAUCCCCUCUUUCCUGCGAUGGAUCUCAAUGGUGACAAACAGGUCCCUCUACAGGAGUUUUCAGACUUCAUCAUGCUCCAGGUUGGAGAGGCCAAAGGUCGUCUUCGGCCAGGGUUUGAUGCCGACACCAUCAUUCAGGACAUGUUCAAUAACCAGGACCACAAUAAAGACGGGAAGAUCGUAGAGGAUGAACUGAAAAUUCAGGGGGAUGAGGAGUCUCAACAAGUGAAGCGAGACGAAUUGUAACCGGGACAUGGGCUGUAUUGUAUUGGUGGUGAGGAACAGGGAUGCAGGGGAUGAAGUCAUCUUAGAAACAGUCCUGCAAUUUUGAAAAUGCUUUGGAGAUAGAAACAUGUUGAGCCUUUUAAGGCAGUCCUGUUUAACUAUGUUUAAUUAAAAUAAUUUGUGCACACGAAACAGGUGCGAAAAUGUGAAAGAAACAAUAGUCUGUAGUGAAAUUGUGUUCUGUUGAACGAGGCAAAUUUGAUGUUUCAAUUUAAAAACCUUGAAAAGCAUUUGGGCUGGGCCCCUCUUCCAGAGCAUAACUUUAUAAAAUUAGAAAUCAAUGCCUCAUAUAAACAUGAUGAAAAAACACUUGAUUGUACAGAAUAUGUUGGAGUAGCUUUUUUGUAUUAAAAAAAGGUCUAUUAUAUAAAUAGUAUUAUCAAAGUGUGUUGUGAAACAUUAAAUAAACAGUUUUGUAGUAAAAUGAAAACUUUAUUUCACACGAUCAUUAUACAUUUUUCUUUUUGAUGACAGACAACAGUGUAGAAAUGGGGGAGACAGAGGUAUGAAAAGUGCGACAGAAUCAAACUACAUUUCAGACUGACUGAACAUGGCAUUUUAACCACCUAUGGUGAUUGAAAUCUUU
Eleginops maclovinus (Patagonian blennie) is the source of this 2414-nucleotide messenger RNA. RefSeq names its product FKBP prolyl isomerase 10a (gene fkbp10a). NCBI's taxonomy places the organism in Eukaryota, Metazoa, Chordata, Actinopteri, Perciformes, Eleginopidae. Gene Ontology annotation, cellular component: endoplasmic reticulum. Gene Ontology annotation, molecular function: peptidyl-prolyl cis-trans isomerase activity. The transcript has 10 exons. The record is from RefSeq and is a predicted model, not a curated record. The coding region runs from base 86 to 1789 and encodes 567 amino acids.